UCACAAUCUUCUCUGUCUUAAGCAGAACAUCAAAAAGUCAAUAGCGUAAGCCGGCAACCAAUGAAAAAGUGCAACAUUUAUUUUAUGCUUGAAUUUAUUGGUUGUAAUUUCACCAUCUGGAUACCAAAGGCCGAUUUGUGCUGGAAUCUCAAAGUUAAACUUCUUUGUAGCAUUCAAGACAUAUCCGAGACUUCUCUUUUUCUCUUCACUUGCUGUGACGUUGUAAACUUCAAUUUCAGCCAGGUCAACUGGUAUAGCCUCAGUUUUAACAUCUCCAUCAACAAGCAUUGAUCUUAUAACACCUUUUGCAGCACCAAUAAAUAAACCAGCAGGUCCAUUAAGACUAUCAAUCCAGCCAACACACGGUUCCUGAUAUGAUGGGAGUACAAUCGAUGGACGUACGAUGCAAAUUGGCAUUCCAUUGCGAUAUUCAUUCCGGCAUAAAAUCUCAGCUAAACGUUUUGUAAUUUUUUCAUCGGGACAGCAAAAACCAGUCGAAAAAUGAACCAUCAACUUUAGAUCCGGCAUUUGUUUUGCAACUUCAAUGACAUUGUAAGUUCCAACAAGAUUCAU
Molecule: messenger RNA, 573 nt
Organism: Chironomus riparius
Lineage: Eukaryota; Metazoa; Arthropoda; Insecta; Diptera; Chironomidae
Source: the annotation of a GenBank genome assembly